AUGGCGGUCGAAAACGAUGAAACACGAACGAACAGAACCACCGCGGUCGAAGACGACGACCAGAAACAGCGGAAACAUGAACGGAAACCACCGCGAUUGAAGACGACGACCGGAAACGGCGGUCGAAGAACCUUCGUGAAUGGAAACGUCGAUGAUGGUGGCUGGGAAACGGCGGUGGUAACAUCCGCCGCCGGCUGCACGAAGACGGAGACGUUUCCCGCAUUAUACCCAAGAGCUUGGACAGUAUAUGAGGGGCAUAUAUCAGGUGUGAUGAUUUUUGUUGAUACAAGUGGAGAAUCCUUAAGGAAAAUGCAAAAUUCUGGGUUUAUUCAAAUAAUAAAUACUGCCUCAAAAGAUUUCACCUUGCUUUUCACAUGGGCUAAUUCCGUUGGAGGAUACAUAUUACCUCGUGCUAGGAGGCCUGAUGGCGUGCAUGGUGUGCUUCUACAUCACAAGACUGCAAGUGAGCAAUCUCUGCUCACAUUUGCAAUUGCAGCAGAAGAGACUGAAUAUGUUCAUAUCUCAAAAUGCCCUGUCUUUGUUAUAUUCGAUUCUCACAAAGGCAUCUCCGCGAAGGACAUGUGGCAUGAAGUUAAACAGGUUAUGGACCUGCUUUCAGAUUUUAUUGAUCUUUGUUUUUUUGAAAUGUCUAUGUUCGGUGUUAUUACCAUCAAGUUAUUCAUUCUUUAUUCAGGCUGUGUUGCCCCAUAUAAGCUAUCACUAUGCUCCAAGCAUUUUAUAACACAAGUACUUGAAGUUUCCUUUAUUUCAUUUUCCUUUUGUUGCGUGCCUGAUUUCUUCUUAUCAGUUAUCAUGACAAUGAUCAAUACCUGA
Vicia faba (fava bean) is the source of this 834-nucleotide messenger RNA. NCBI's taxonomy places the organism in Eukaryota, Viridiplantae, Streptophyta, Magnoliopsida, Fabales, Fabaceae. The record is from the annotation of a GenBank genome assembly.